AUGUCAUCCGGAAGCCACUAUACGCGGCGAGAGAUUCGCCAGCUCGCAUUCAUUUCCGAAUUUACCACCGACAUCCGUCAUGUGAGCGGUUGCGACAACACCGUAGCGGUCGCACUUAGCCGCAUCGGCAACUUGUCCCCCAGCACCCCUCCUUCAGCUGGCCUCCACUUCUCUCUGGACACCCUUGUGGAAUUUCAACGUGCUGACGCUGAAUUAGCACGGCUUCGUCUUGACGUCGGUUCCGCCCUGCGCCUUGAAGACGCGCUCCUUCCCGGCGCCGCUAAGACACUCGUCUGCGAUGUUUCCCAUAGGCAGCCACGACCAUAUUCGUCCCUGCUGCUCUGCGCAGCCAAGUUUUUGACGCGUUGCAUGUCCUUGCUCGCCCCGACAUCCGCGCAACCCAAAAACGCGCUACGUUUGGCAUCGUAUGAAAGCUCAAUUCAAGCACUGGACCCGCUGCUGUCAGCCUUGCCAGCGGGCAAGAUUCAUCGGCAUACUCACACUCCCAUCAGUACCUUCCUUCCGCCCGACGUGCAGUUUGAUAAAAUUCACCUCGACCUGGUCGGUCCAUUGCCACCUUCUCAAGGCCACCGCAUUCUACUCACCGUUGUCGACCGUUAUACUCGCUGGCCGAGGCCGCCCUGA
This is a messenger RNA of Ornithodoros turicata, 645 nucleotides long. RefSeq lists its product as uncharacterized. Lineage: Eukaryota; Metazoa; Arthropoda; Arachnida; Ixodida; Argasidae. The transcript has a single exon. Gene Ontology annotation, molecular function: nucleic acid binding. The record is from RefSeq and is a predicted model, not a curated record. The coding region runs from base 1 to 645 and encodes 214 amino acids.